Messenger RNA from Nylanderia fulva, 1155 nucleotides. NCBI's taxonomy places the organism in Eukaryota, Metazoa, Arthropoda, Insecta, Hymenoptera, Formicidae. The record is from RefSeq and is a predicted model, not a curated record.
AUGUUGCACGGGGCAUCCACCACGUCUUCAUCGUCGGAGAUCAACACUCCUGCCACCGCAUCAGUUUCCACACUUGCCACGACACUAGCCUACGCUACACAUCAGAACGAGGAUCGAAAGGCCGUCCUCUUAGCAACUGCGCGCGUCCACAUCGCUGACAGGCAUGGAUUUCCGCACUCAGUGCGAGCUUUGCUCGAUCAGGGUUCCGAGCUAUCCAUUGUCUCCGAGACAGUGGCGCAACGCUUGCGACUACCUCGAGCGCACACGGGACUAUCCAUCUCCGGGGUCGGAGGAGCCCGCCCAGGACCAAUCCGCGGCAAGAUCACGUUGAAGGUAACGUCAGACGUGACCAACGCCGAGCUCUCCGUGGUGGCUUAUAUCCUGCCUGCGCGCCUCGUGAUGACACAGGGCCCCACCUCAAAGACGGAUAAACGCUGGCCUCAUAUCCAGGGACUUCAGCUGGCCGACCCCAACUUCCAGGACGACGACCCGGCUGAACUGCUCCUAGGAGCGGAGGUCUGCUCCUUCAUAAUUGAGGAGGGCGUACGCAAGGGCGGUCCAGAAAUGCCGAUCGCCCAGAAAACUAUCCUGGGUUGGAUUCUCUCCGGGGGAUCUGAUGCAGCAGCAACCGCGGAUCACCGACGCACGCUCCGUAUCACUGCUGAUUACGACCUCGCUGACCUGGUGCGUCGAUUCUGGGAACAGGAACAGGAGCCCACCACCGCUGUCACGUCUCUCACCCCCGACGAACAAGGGAGCGAGGAGCUCUUUGUGCGCAGUCACACUCGCACUGCCUCUGGGAGAUACAUGGUGAGGUUGCCGUUCUCCUCACCACCGACAAAACUGGAGGAGACUCGCAAGCCAGCGGAACGUCUUCUGAUGGCCAUGGAGAGACGCUGCAUCCAGGACCCUCGCUUUGGUGAUCUCUACCGGAGCUUCCUGCGCGAGUACGAGGACCUACAACACAUGACGAAGUUAGCCACGGCGUCGACUGACCGGCAGGGCAAGUGUUACUUACCGCAUCAUCAUGGGGUCUUCAAGGAAUCCAGCACCACCACCAAGUUGAGAGUCGUGUUCAACGGAUCGCAGCGAACACGAGCCGGGGAAUCGCUGAACACGCACCUCCACACGGCGCAAACCUCCUUCCGCCGCUAG